AUGAUACUACCACUAUCUUCACACACAUCAGACCCACACCAGCCAAGCCAAUCACCAUCUCCACAUCCAUCAAAUCCACCACCAUCUUCACACCUAUCAAAUCCACCACUAUCUCUACCGCCAUCACCAAGAAGCCCAACAUUAAGCCUAACACCAUUACCUCCACAACUAAAAAAUCAUCAAGCCAACAUCACUACCUCUACCCCUAAAAAAAUCAUGCCUACUCAAUUAAUGCUAACGGAAAUGCAAUUGGUUAGCACCUCCAAAAAAACUGCCGAAGCUACCGUUGAUUCGCGCACUUUAGAUAAAUUGUUGCUGCUCUGCCAAAAGAACAGUGCAAAGCUCAAUCAAAUUUCAAAAAGGCAAGACGAGUUAGAGACGAUUAUUAUCGAGCAAAAAGAUAAAAUUGAUGAAAUUUUAUCAAAAUUCGAAGAGCAUAAAUUCAAUACAGAAAUUGGGAACAGCAAAAAGGAGGGUAAAGAUAAAGGAAAAAAAAAUAGAAUCGAAUUUUAUCAAUUAUUUCACGAACACAAGCAACUAACAGAUGAUAAACUCAAAGUACACCUAAAGGCAAAAUUAGAUGGCGAUGAAUAUUGCACAAAUCAGCUUCAAAAACUGAAAGACAAUGACAUUAAUUACAACGAUCUAUGGGAUGAAAAGCUAUAUUCAGCCUUACUUAAGGCGAAUCGUAUCAAGAAAGGAGACAACUGGUUCAAGAAGCAAAUAAAAGAUUGGAAGACAAGCAAAGAGGUAAAAGCAGUAUAUGAUGAUCUAUAUUGCCCAAGUAAUCCAAAUGACCUGUCAUCAGACACAUAUAUCGUAUUGAUCAUCAAGUCUGCUUUUGUAUCUGAUAAGGAACUAAUGCGAGAAAAUGCUGUUUGA
This is a messenger RNA of Funneliformis caledonium, 882 nucleotides long. Lineage: Eukaryota; Fungi; Glomeromycota; Glomeromycetes; Glomerales; Glomeraceae. The record is from the annotation of a GenBank genome assembly.